UCCGCGGUGACGACAAUCCUGAAACGUGCUCCCGCCCACCGAGCGGAUCAAGUUUGAAUGAACAACAGCAGCCUGCUCUGGAGGUGGUAGUUGCAUUUGCAGUAAUUAUUAAAAGUGUGUAUCCUUGUCACCAGCGCGGAGUAUCAGGAUGGACAUGAAGAAAAGAAUUCACCUAGAGCUGCGGAACCGCACUCCGUCAGAUGCCAAAGAACUUGUGCUAGACAACUGUCGCUCAAACGAAGGCAAGAUCGAGGGCCUGACAGAUGAAUUCGAGGAGCUGGAGUUUCUAAGCACAAUCAACGUUGGCCUGACGACAGUUGCCCACUUGCCAAAGCUAAAGAAACUCAAAAAGCUUGAACUCAGCGAUAACAGGAUCUCGGGAGGGUUGGAAGUUCUGGCAGAAAAGUGUCCAAACCUCACACAUCUCAACCUCAGUGGCAACAAAAUUAAAGACCUCAGCACAAUAGAACCAUUGAAAGAACUGGCGGCCCUGAAAAGCCUAGAUCUGUUUAACUGUGAAGUGACAAACCUGAACGAGUACAGAGACAACGUCUUCAAGCUCCUACCACAGCUCACGUACUUGGACGGGUACGACAAAGACGACAAAGAGGCUCCAGAUUCUGAUGGAGAGGUUUACGCCGAGGGCUUGGAUGAUGAAGACGAAGAUGAAGAUGAUGUGGACGAGGAGGAGUAUGACGAAGAUGCUCCACCUGGAGAUGAGGAGGAAGACGAGGGAGAGGAAGACGAAGAGGAGAAUGAGGAAGAGGAGGAUGAUGAUCUGAGUGGAGAGGAGGAGGAAGAGGAAGACUUGAAUGAUAAAGACGUUGAUGAUGAAGAAGAUGAAGAAGAAGAGCGAGGUCAGAAGAGAAAACGGGAACUGGAUGAAGAGGGAGAGGAGGAUGAAGAUGAUUGAGAACCUUAUGUAAGCUGUGUUGUGACCUGUUUUAAACGUGUAUCUCCCACUCACUUCCCCACAUAUCUUUUUCCCUCCCGACUUCAUGUUGCAGUAGGAGUGAUCUUUUGUUAUUGGCCAGUCAAACUCAAGGGGUUAAUAUAUAAUCCUGUGUUUUUUUUUAUGCUCCUAUCUUCCACCUUCUACCUGCGUGGUGGACACCUGUUUGUAAUAUCAAAUAAUAGCAGGAGAAUAGUUUUUGUUUGAUUUGUCACUCUUUGUGUAAACCGGUUUCAGAUGAUUUAUGUAUUUUAAGACCUCCCCUCUUCAAAAAACAAAAUCUAACAGAAAAAAGCGUGCAUGUCUUACAUUUUAAAGUCAACUACUGGAUUUCAUGUACGGCUGUCCUCCCUUUGUCUUAAAUUAAUUGUUUUUCGUUUUUAUUUAGUGUAAGUUAUGUAUUUGUAGCGUCAACAUUAUUACAGUACUCUGCUGUCCUGGUGUGAAGCUCUUGUCUGAACGUGCACAGUGUGACCCUUCGUAGGGCUUUCUCUUUUUUUUUUUGUCCUUUUUGGAUUUAUGGCAAAAACAUGUCUGCCUUUGUCAAAGCCGCAGCCCCUCCUUAAACCCUCAGCUUUGAUAGUUCGGAAAUUACGUGUUCUUGUAAAUAAUGACCAAAUCUAUUUUUUUGUAUUCUCUUUGAUGACGGCAGACAUUGAAACAGACGACUGAGGUCAAACUGAAUUGUAAUAAGAUAUUAAAUAUGUAUGCUGCUUUAUCUAAAACAACGCAGUGUGAAAUUUCUUGAAUUUGAACUUUGUAUGCAUUAACUUUCCAUGAAGAGAAAACGUUGACCAUCGGAACACUUUAUUGUUUUUCUCACGUUGUUUUCAGGAGGUGGUGAUGUUUGAACCGGUGGUGGUGAAACGGGGUACCUUACAACAGAAACUUCAGCUCAGUGAAAAUGUUUCAAAGUGUAAACUCUGGAGAUCAGUCUGUUAUUUGGCCUUUGUUUUCUUCAACAUAAGCGAUGGUCAAAUUGGCCUGUACCUCAGUGAUUUUUCACUUUGGUAAAUCUACUGUCAUCAACCAAACUUUUUCUUUUUUUCUCCCAUUCACUUCAAUAAAUCCCUUUUUUAAAUACA
Molecule: messenger RNA, 2037 nt
Organism: Nothobranchius furzeri (turquoise killifish)
Lineage: Eukaryota; Metazoa; Chordata; Actinopteri; Cyprinodontiformes; Nothobranchiidae
Gene: anp32a
Product: acidic (leucine-rich) nuclear phosphoprotein 32 family, member A
Biological process (GO): regulation of apoptotic process
Cellular component (GO): nucleus
Molecular function (GO): histone binding
Source: RefSeq, a predicted model, not a curated record